Brassica oleracea var. oleracea is the source of this 849-nucleotide messenger RNA. RefSeq lists its product as uncharacterized. NCBI's taxonomy places the organism in Eukaryota, Viridiplantae, Streptophyta, Magnoliopsida, Brassicales, Brassicaceae. The transcript has a single exon. The record is from RefSeq and is a predicted model, not a curated record. Bases 81 to 551 code for a protein of 156 amino acids.
UCUCUCUCUCUCUCUCUCUCUCUCUCUCUCUCUCUCUCUCUCCAAACCUUCUUAAACUCACGAGUCAAAUAUACACGAAAAUGGGAGCUUGCGGAUCAAGUGAAUCUCGGAGAACAGACACAGCGAAGCUAAUAUUACCAGACGGAACGUUACAAGAGUUUACAUCACCUGUAAAAGUGUGGCAGAUUCUUCAGAAGAAUCCCACGAGUUUUGUUUGUAACUCAGACGAUAUGAACUUCGACGACGCAGUUCUAGCAGUCGGUGGCAGCGAGGAUCUCCGGCCUGGAGAGCUUUACUUCGUUUUACAGUUAACAUGGCUGAAUCAUCCAUUAAGAGCAGAGCAAAUGGCUGCUUUGGCGGUUAAAGCGAGCUCCGCGCUUAGCAAAAGUGGUUGGAGUUGUGGCGAUGAUGAUGAUGCGAGAAAGGUCUCUGGUGGUGAGUGUGGUAGAGUUAAGAGAGUAAAAAGAAAUAGUUGCGGCGGAAGAGGCUGUGGUGGUGGCGGUAAAGGGUGGAGGAAGUUUACAGUGGAGUUGAGUUCGAUAGCUGAGUAGGGUAAGACCAUCGUUAAUUUCUUUGGGUUCGGCUAAGAAAAUUUAAGAACCGUAUCUUAAAUAAAAGAUAUAAAAACCGGUUAUUAGCUUAAAAAAAACAAAAACAAAAAGUGUUCAUGAGUUAAAAACUCCAAAUUAAAAACCCGGGUUAAUCACCUCUAAUGUGGCUGUGUAAAUUAUAAUUAGAGAGUUUGACUUUUUUUUCUUAAAUCUUAAACAUCUAUAUCGAGUUUAUUUUGUUGUUGUACAAAUAUUCUUUUUGGGUAAAUAUUUCCAUUAAUAUCAAAAGUUUAAGAUU